This is a messenger RNA of Galleria mellonella (greater wax moth), 970 nucleotides long. RefSeq names its product ribosome biogenesis protein NSA2 homolog (gene Ip259). The transcript is spliced from 2 exons. NCBI's taxonomy places the organism in Eukaryota, Metazoa, Arthropoda, Insecta, Lepidoptera, Pyralidae. Gene Ontology annotation, biological process: maturation of LSU-rRNA; maturation of 5.8S rRNA. The record is from RefSeq and is a predicted model, not a curated record. Gene Ontology annotation, cellular component: nucleolus; preribosome, large subunit precursor. Bases 152 to 931 code for a protein of 259 amino acids.
CUGUAUGUGCAUUGAGUCGUACUCGAGUUCCUAUCUAAUUUUUAUUCGAAUCAGUAAUCGCAUUGUUCUAAUUUAGUACAAUGGCAUCACUAAUAUAAUUUCUUUUGCUUGUGGCAUGGUGUCGGAAUAAGUUGCCGAAUAAGCAACCACAAUGCCGCAAAACGAAUAUAUUGAACGCCAUCAAAAGCUUUACGGUAGGAGGCUCGACUAUGAGGAGCGGAAGCGAAAGCGCGAGGCGCGCGAGCCUCACAAACGGGCAGAGAAAGCGCGCAAACUGCGAGGUAUUAAGGCAAAGAUUUUCAAUAAAGAGCGCCGCAAUGAGAAGAUACAAAUGAAAAAGAAGAUCAAAGCGCACGAAGAGAGGAAUGUGAAACAGAACACAGAGAAAGUUUCAGAGGGCGCAGUGCCUGUGUACCUGCUCGACAGAGAUGUCCAAUCCCGAGCGAAGGUGCUGUCUAACAUGAUCAAACAGAAACGCAAAGAGAAGGCCGGCAAAUGGGAUGUGCCGAUACCGAAGGUGCGGGCGCAGGCGGACGCCGAAGUGUUCAAAGUGCUAAAGUCUGGGAAAUCUAAAAGGAAAGCUUGGAAGCGAAUGGUUACCAAAGUGACAUAUGUUGGGGAGAACUUCACUCGGAAACCACCAAAAUUCGAGAGGUUCAUCCGGCCUAUGGCUUUACGUUUCAAGAAGGCACAUGUGACUCAUCCAGAGUUGAAAGCCACUUUUUGUUUACCUAUAAUAGGCGUCAAAAAGAAUCCGAGUUCUCAAAUGUAUACAAGUCUGGGUGUGAUAACAAAAGGUACAGUGAUCGAGGUGAACAUUUCAGAGCUGGGGUUGGUCACACAGGCGGGCAAAGUGGUGUGGGGCAAGUAUGCACAAGUUACAAACAAUCCGGAGAAUGAUGGUUGCAUUAAUGCUGUGCUUUUGGUGUGAAUUGUGAAUCAUUGGUUAAAUAAAUAAUUACAAGAUUUA